Betta splendens (Siamese fighting fish) is the source of this 2682-nucleotide messenger RNA. Its product is annotated as leucine-rich repeat-containing protein 15. Gene Ontology annotation, cellular component: plasma membrane. NCBI's taxonomy places the organism in Eukaryota, Metazoa, Chordata, Actinopteri, Anabantiformes, Osphronemidae. The coding region runs from base 198 to 2243 and encodes 681 amino acids. The transcript has 2 exons. Gene Ontology annotation, molecular function: protein binding. The record is from RefSeq and is a predicted model, not a curated record.
UCUGACCAAGCAGCAGCCAUCCUGUCUCUGAAGUCUUUCUACGUCAAAGAUCAGCCUCCAGUCAAGAACAAAGACAGGCUGCAGCACAACCGACCUGCAAGAACACAAAGCCUCCAGCGUCGCCUUCUGCAGAGACGUCCAGUAUGUUCUGAUUCAAGGGUUGGUUUUGAAGCAGGGACUGCUUCCUCUCAGGCACCAUGCUGGCAGCCUUCACUCUGGCCUCUGUGGGGCUCCUGGUGUGGGCGUCAGACUCAUGUCCCCCGACCUGCCAGUGUUUUUACAAUCUAACCUCCGUCGGAUGCCAGAACCAAGGAUUUCAUCUGAUGCCCAAGUUGCCAGAGGCCACAGAAAAGCUCUACAUGUCGUACAACGAGAUACAGGAACUUCCCAGUCGUGGGCUGGAGCAGCUGGAGGUCCUGGACCUGACUAAGAAUCAGCUGCAUGUCUUCUCAUCCACCGCCCCAGUCUGGCCCAGUAUGCCAAAGCUGGUCAAGCUGCUGCUGCGGGACAACGGCCUGAAGUCUCUGCAGUCCGGCCAGUUCCUGCACUGUCCUGCUCUCACCCUGCUGGAUCUGAGCGAGAACCAGAUUGAAUUUGUGCCGGUCGGAUUCGUCGAGGGUUUAUCUCGAUUAAAGAGUCUGUUUCUGAACUUCAACCACAUUCAGGUGCUACAGGCUGGAGGACUGGAAGGAGCCCCGGCCCUCGCUGAACUCCUCCUCUCGCACAACGGCCUGACGCACAUAGAAGAAGGUGCUCUGGAGAACUCCACCAUGCUGGAGACUCUGAUUCUGUCACAGGGCAGAGUGACGAGUCUGGACGAGGUCAGUCUGAAAGGAGCGACGCGUCUGCAACGCCUCGAUCUGAGCGGAAACCAGCUGCUGAGCGUUCCAGCUGAAGCUCUGUGGAACGCCACCGGGCUCAGGAUCCUGCUUUUGAAGGAGAACAAGCUGAGCGUGCUUCCAGCGCGUUGCUUCUCUCCGCUGACCCUGCUCACGCAUCUGGACCUGAGCAACAACAGGCUGACCUCCCUGCCCGGGCGCCUGCUGAGGGGUUUGACCCGGCUCAGCGAGCUGGACCUCAGCGACAACCUCAUGGAGUCACUCCCCUCCGCCCUCUUCACGGACCUGACCAAUCUGAAGCUGCUGGAUCUGUUGAGGAACCGGCUGAGCCGCCUUCCCUGGGACGUGUUUGCAGGUCUGACCAACCUGCAGGAGCUGCAGCUGGACAGCAACCGCAUUUCUGUUAUAUCAGCUGGGGUAUUUGAUCCACUGUCCAAACUCCAUGAGCUGCAGCUGUCACACAACCGCAUCCUGGAGCUGCAUCCUGGUCUGUUCACCAAGCUGACGUCACUGCAGAACCUCUUCUUGAACGACAACCUUUUGCAACACCUCCCCAGAGGCCUUUUACACAAUAUGAGCAGCCUGAGGGAGCUCGACCUGAGCGACAACCAGCUGGAGUCUGUGCAUCACUCAGGCUUCCACGGUCUGCAGGGAUUGCAUUCGCUAAAGCUCUCUAAUAAUCGCAUCUCCUCUCUGCAUUCAGACCAGUUCAGAGACCUUGUGGAUUUAAAGGAGCUAACGCUGGAUGGAAACCGCAUGGAGCAACUUCCCACAGGUCUGUUCAUGAAACUCACAAAUCUCAGAACCCUGGAUCUGAGCAGCAAUCGUCUGUCAGCGUUAUCUCCUGAAGACUUCGUCACCUUGACCCGACUCAAGAAGCUCAGACUGAGCUCAAACCAGCUUCAUCACGUCCCGUCAAACGCGUUCCAUGGCCUCCACGGCCUCCGCAGCCUCCACCUGAACAACAACAGCCUGGAAUGUUUACACCCUCAGCUCUUUGCACAACUUUCAAACCUGAAAGAAGUCAAUCUGGAUAUGAACAAGCUGAAUCACCUGCAGCCUGACGUGUUCAGAGGCCUCACAAAGCUCCAGAAGCUGAGCCUGAAAUCCAACCAGCUCCGAGCGCUGGAGGGCGGUUUGUUGGAUGUCUUCAUGAAUCUGCCAACGGUGCAUCUGUCGGGUAAUGAGUGGGACUGCACUGACGCAGGCUUCAGACAGUGGGUGACCAAGCACAGGGACGGGACAGACCAGCCCGCCUGCUCCCACUCGGCCCCGGCCUCUCGGCCAGCGACGCCUCCACCGCUACAGCAACACUGCAACGCAAGUGCUGCGGGUUCGCUGUCAUUUCCUCUGGAGCUGCUGACUCCGCUCUCAGUGCUUCUCGUAGCGCUGAACACACUGUGACAUCCUCUGUAGUGGCUUUUCUCGUGCAAUUGUGUCAGUUUCAGAUAAUAAGAACAGCAUUUCCUCUAACGUGAUGCAUUAAGGUGUCGCCACAGUAAAACCAACAUGAUUUUGUAAGUUCAAUUCACAAUCUUCUAAACAGGAACAUGAAAUGACACAACAUGUCUGGUCCCAUAUUUCACCUAAUGUCAUGAGUAAAAUAUUAACCUACAAAAAUGUUUACCAGUUUAUCAGAGCUGAGAAAUGAACACACUCCACAGAGGAUAGAGGUUCGUCCUACAAAAGAACUAAAUGCUUCGUGAUCUGAAGCCGAUAUGAACCAUUUGAUGUUGGAUGAAGCUUCAGAAAAUAAAAGUGUGACAGCUGCCAGUAACACGGUGCUACAUUUUGUCAUUGCUGGUGGCACAGAGUCGUACCUUGAAAUAAAAACACAACACAU